AUGGCGGAUGGCGCAAGCACGCAUGAUGAGACUGCACAAGUACCUGGACGUUCUGAACCGAGAUUGGAAGAACCAAAGGAGCAUUUCGAGAAUGCGUCCGCGAAUCAUGACACGACCGACCAGACACAUACCCGCGAUCCAGAAAAGACACCGCCACCCCCAGUAUCAUCACCAAACACCACCGACCCCUCACACCCAGAUAAAGCGAAGAGCACAGCAGAAGCCAUCGCGAAGGAAAAGUCCGCCGAUGACACAACCCCCGAAGACACAACCCCCUCCUCCGAAUCGCAAUACCUCCACGGCCCCAAACUCGCCAUCCUAACCCUCGGCCUCUGCCUAACCACCUUCGUAAUCGCCCUCGACAACACCAUAAUCGCAACCGCAAUCCCCCGCAUCACCACCGUCUUCAACAGCCUCGAAGAUGUAGGCUGGUACGGAUCCUCCUACCUCCUCACCACCACAUCCCUCCAGCCCUCUUUCGGGAAAGUCCACAUCUUCUACCUCCCCUUCUACUUCCAAGCCAUCAAAGGCACCUCCGCCGAAGAAUCCGGCAUCCGCACCAUCGCCUACCUCGUCAGCAUAACCGUGUCCUCCAUCGUCAUCGGCGGCCUCAUCACCCUCGUCGGCUGGUACGCCCCCUUCAUGUGGUUCGGCAGCGCCAUCUUCGCCAUCGGCGCAGGCAUGUUGUACACCCUCACCGUCCACUCCCCGCCCGCCCAAUGUAUCGGCUACCAGAUCCUCGCGGGUAUCGGCGCAGGAGCCGGUGUACAAAUCCCGUUCGUCGCUGUGCAGGUUGUUACGAAUGAGAAGGAUAUGCCUACAGCCAAUGCGUGCGUUAUGUUUUUCAAUUCGCUGGGUGGCGCGCUUUCGAUUUCUAUUGCGCAGAACAUCUUUGUUAAUACGUUGGCGAAGGAGGUGCCGAGGUAUGCGCCGGGGUUUGAUGCGCGCAUCGUGGCGAAUGCUGGGGCGACGAAUUUGAGGAAUGUUGUGCCUGAGGAUCUGCUACCGGGAGUGUUGCAUGGGUACAACAACGCGAUCGUCACGGCUUUCAUAUUGGCGAUUGCGACGAGUAGUGUGGCGUUCUUUGUUAGUCUGGGUAUGGAGCAGAAGAGUGUCAAGGGGAAGAAGAUUAUGGCCGGUGGUGCGGCAUAG
Molecule: messenger RNA, 1152 nt
Organism: Alternaria novae-zelandiae
Lineage: Eukaryota; Fungi; Ascomycota; Dothideomycetes; Pleosporales; Pleosporaceae
Exons: 2
Coding region: 1-1152 (383 amino acids)
Biological process (GO): transmembrane transport
Molecular function (GO): transmembrane transporter activity
Source: RefSeq, a predicted model, not a curated record